AACAUUGAAGGCAAGUUGCCCUUGAGCAGCUCUCUGAAGAUCAACUGCCUCCACAUUGCAUUCUUUGCCCCAAAACUCUUCCCUUUGGUUGUGCUAAGAGGUGAUGCCCAAGGUGCAUCACCUUUCAAGAACUGGAUCAUGAACAACUUUAUCCUCCUGGAAGAACAGCUCAUCAAGAAAUCCCAACAAAAGAGAAGAACUUCUCCGUCGAACUUUAAAGUCCGCUUCUUUGUGUUAACCAAAGCCAGCCUGGCGUACUUUGAGGAUCGUCAUGGGAAGAAGCGCACGCUGAAGGGGUCCAUUGAGCUCUCCCGAAUCAAAUGUGUUGAGAUUGUGAAAAGUGACAUCAGCAUCCCAUGCCACUAUAAAUACCCAUUUCAGGUGGUGCAUGACAACUACCUCCUAUAUGUGUUUGCUCCAGAUCGUGAGAGCCGGCAGCGCUGGGUGCUGGCCCUUAAAGAAGAAACGAGGAAUAAUAACAGUUUGGUGCCUAAAUAUCAUCCUAAUUUCUGGAUGGAUGGGAAGUGGAGGUGCUGUUCUCAGCUGGAGAAGCUUGCAGCAGGCUGUGCCCAAUAUGAUCCAACCAAGAAUGCUUCAAAGAAGCCUCUUCCUCCUACUCCUGAAGACAACAGGCGACCACUUUGGGAACCUGAAGAAACUGUGGUCAUUGCCUUGUAUGACUACCAAACCAAUGAUCCUCAGGAACUCGCACUGCGGCGCAACGAAGAGUACUGCCUGCUGGACAGUUCUGAGAUUCACUGGUGGAGAGUCCAGGACAGGAAUGGGCAUGAAGGAUAUGUACCAAGCAGUUAUCUGGUGGAAAAAUCUCCAAAUAAUCUGGAAACCUAUGAGUGGUACAAUAAGAGUAUCAGCCGAGACAAAGCUGAAAAACUUCUUUUGGACACAGGCAAAGAAGGAGCCUUCAUGGUAAGAGAUUCCAGGACUCCCGGAACAUACACUGUGUCUGUUUUCACCAAGGCUGUUGUAAGUGAGAACAAUCCCUGUAUAAAGCAUUAUCACAUCAAGGAAACAAAUGACAAUCCUAAGCGAUACUAUGUGGCUGAAAAGUAUGUGUUCGAUUCCAUCCCUCUUCUCAUCAACUAUCACCAACAUAAUGGAGGAGGCCUGGUGACACGACUCCGGUAUCCAGUGUGUUUUGGGAGGCAGAAAGCCCCAGUUACAGCAGGGCUGAGAUACGGAAAAUGGGUGAUCGAUCCCUCGGAGCUCACUUUUGUGCAAGAGAUUGGCAGUGGGCAAUUUGGGUUGGUGCAUCUGGGCUACUGGCUCAACAAGGACAAGGUGGCUAUCAAAACCAUUCGGGAAGGGGCUAUGUCAGAAGAGGACUUCAUAGAGGAGGCUGAAGUCAUGAUGAAACUCUCUCAUCCCAAACUGGUGCAGCUGUAUGGGGUGUGCCUGGAGCAGGCCCCCAUCUGCCUGGUGUUUGAGUUCAUGGAGCACGGCUGCCUGUCAGAUUAUCUACGCACCCAGCGGGGACUUUUUGCUGCAGAGACCCUGCUGGGCAUGUGUCUGGAUGUGUGUGAGGGCAUGGCCUACCUGGAAGAGGCGUGUGUCAUCCACAGAGACUUGGCUGCCCGAAAUUGUUUGGUGGGAGAAAACCAAGUCAUCAAGGUGUCCGACUUUGGGAUGACAAGGUUCGUUCUGGAUGAUCAGUACACCAGUUCCACAGGCACCAAAUUCCCGGUGAAGUGGGCAUCCCCAGAGGUUUUCUCUUUCAGUCGCUAUAGCAGCAAGUCAGAUGUGUGGUCAUUUGGUGUGCUGAUGUGGGAAGUUUUCAGUGAAGGCAAAAUCCCGUAUGAAAACCGAAGCAACUCAGAGGUGGUGGAAGACAUCAGUACCGGAUUUCGGUUGUACAAGCCCCGGCUGGCCUCCACACAUGUCUACCAGAUUAUGAAUCACUGCUGGAAAGAGAGACCAGAAGAUCGGCCAGCCUUCUCCAGACUGCUGCGUCAACUGGCUGAAAUUGCAGAAUCAGGACUUUAGUAGAGACUGAGUACCAGGCCACGGGCUGCAGAUCCUGAAUGGAGGAAGGAUAUGUCCUCGUUCCAUAAAGCAUUAGAAGCUGCCACCAGCCCAGGACCCUCCAGAGGCAGCCUGGCCUGUGGCAUCAGUCCCUGAGUCACCAUGGAAGCAGCAUCCUGACCACAGCUGGCAGUCAAGCCACAGCUGGAGGGUCAGCCACCAAGCUGGGAGCCGGGCCAGAACAGGAGUGAUGUCUCUGCCCUUCCUCUAGCCUCUUGUCACAUGUGGUGCACAAACCUCAACCUGACAGCUUUCAGACAGCGUUCUUGCACUUCUUAGUAAUAGAGAGAGACGUGAGUAAGACCCAGAUUGCUAUUUUUAUUGUUAUUUUUAACAUGAAUCUAAAGUUUAUGGUU
Molecule: messenger RNA, 2396 nt
Organism: Pongo pygmaeus (Bornean orangutan)
Lineage: Eukaryota; Metazoa; Chordata; Mammalia; Primates; Hominidae
Gene: ITK
Product: IL2 inducible T cell kinase
Exons: 17
Coding region: 139-2001 (620 amino acids)
Biological process (GO): intracellular signal transduction; protein phosphorylation
Molecular function (GO): ATP binding; protein binding; non-membrane spanning protein tyrosine kinase activity
Source: RefSeq, a predicted model, not a curated record